Orbicella faveolata is the source of this 1124-nucleotide messenger RNA. Its product is annotated as coenzyme Q-binding protein COQ10 homolog B, mitochondrial-like. Gene Ontology annotation, molecular function: ubiquinone binding. The record is from RefSeq and is a predicted model, not a curated record. NCBI's taxonomy places the organism in Eukaryota, Metazoa, Cnidaria, Anthozoa, Scleractinia, Merulinidae. Gene Ontology annotation, biological process: cellular respiration. Gene Ontology annotation, cellular component: mitochondrion.
UAUUACUUAGUAAUCAAAAUGACGAAAUAUCGAUCAGUCAUUAUUUGUUCAAAAUGGCGGCGGUCGGGAUGCGAAGAUCCUUGCCGCUGUUUCGACAUCCUGGAGUUGUCUGGCAAGCAAACAGGUCGUUGAGGCUGUGUUGAUGCCGGUUUUCGCCGGGUUUUGACGCAAUAUUGAGGGAUAAAACCUACAGCUCUCGUGACACUAAAUUCACUUACCUAAACCGAGAACCAAGAAGAACGUUAAUAGGAUCUUUUAUUCCGAAUCCACUCAGUGCUUCUCGGAGGAAAAAGUAUUCCGAAAGGCGACUGCUUGGUUACUCAAUGGAGGACAUGUAUGCAGUUGUGUCAGAUGUUGAGGAUUACAAACACUUUGUUCCUUGGUGUAGGGACUCUGCAAUUUUGUCCAGGAAGCCAGGUUACCUGAAAGCAAAACUAGCUGUCGGCUUCCCACCUGUGGUGGAAAAGUAUAAUUCUGUUGUAACUAUGGUUGCACCAAACUUAGUCAAGGCUGAAUGCACAGAUGGGGAGAUGUUCAACUACAUGAAGACUGUUUGGAAAUUUAGUUCAGGUUUACCUGGAAACCCUAAUACUUGCACACUGGAUUUUUAUAUAGAGUUUGAGUUUCGAUCUGUUCUCCAUUCUAAGCUCUCAACUGUCUUCUUUGAUGAAGUGGUGAAAAAAAUGGUAAAGGCAUUUGAAAAGAGGUGUUACUAUCUCUAUGGGCCAGGCCAUCUCCACACUGCUAAAUCUAGAACAGUACCUGCAGGGGCAAGAUGACACAAGUAGAACAUAUUGCACAAUCUCUGAAUGAUGUAUGGAUGCUAAUGAUGGAUGCCAUCCUUUUAGUAAUAAUUUCACCACAGAAUUAUAUUUAUAAAAUUAUUUUACACAUCAGGUGUUACAAGACAAAUGCAACUCAGUAUGUUUGAAACUAUUUACUACUUUGUUGCAUCAAUAGAGUACAAAAAAGACAAUAUGAAGAUUCUAAACAGGGUUUAAAAAAGUAUUGUUGGUUGAAGAUACAAUAAUUUGUCGUUUAAAUUUUCAGCAAUUAUGUAGUUACAGACCAUCUGCAUUCAUUUAUUUCCUCUCUUGAUGCUAACAAGAAUCAAUUACCAGUAU